Molecule: messenger RNA, 1905 nt
Organism: Manis javanica (Malayan pangolin)
Lineage: Eukaryota; Metazoa; Chordata; Mammalia; Pholidota; Manidae
Gene: GUCA1B
Product: guanylate cyclase activator 1B
Biological process (GO): visual perception
Cellular component (GO): cone photoreceptor outer segment; photoreceptor inner segment
Molecular function (GO): calcium ion binding; calcium sensitive guanylate cyclase activator activity
Source: RefSeq, a predicted model, not a curated record
AAUGCCCUUAGGGCGCUUAGCGAGCCGGUCCCACCCCCCUUGCCACCUGCCCUCGUGCUGCCCAUCAUGUUCAGUUGCCCAGGAGAUGGUGAAGAGGCUGGCUAAGCAGAGGGAAGGGAGGCAGAGGGCCUUAGCCUAAGGAGUCAGUCCACAGACGCCUGGGAGGAGACACAGACCCUUGCUCCGUGACGUUCUGGGGGCCAGGAUGGGGCAGCAGUUCAGCUGGGAGGAGACCGAGGCAGCUGGUGAGAUGGACGUGGCAGAGCUGCAGGAGUGGUACAAGAAGUUCGUGGUGGAGUGCCCCAGCGGCACACUCUUCAUGCACGAGUUUAAGCGCUUCUUCAAGGUCACAGGCAACAGGGAAGCCACCCAGUAUGUAGAGGGCAUGUUCCGAGCCUUCGACAAAAACGGGGACAACACCAUCGACUUCCUGGAGUAUGUGGCAGCCCUGAACCUUGUGCUGAGGGGCACUCUGGAGCACAAGCUGAAGUGGACCUUCAAGAUCUAUGACAAGGACCGCAAUGGCUGCAUUGACCGCCUGGAGCUGCUCGACAUUGUGGAGGCUGUUUACAAGCUGAAGAAAGCCUGCAGGGUGGGGACGGAGGCUGAGCAGCAAGGCCAGCUGCUCACGCCUGAGGAGGUCGUGGACAGGAUCUUCCUUCUGGUGGAUGAGAACGGAGAUGGCCAGCUGUCUCUGAGUGAGUUCAUUGAAGGUGCCCGUCGUGACAAGUGGGUGAUGAAGAUGCUGCAGGUGGACGUGAAUCCUGGUGGCUGGAUCUCUCAGCAGAGGCGGAAGAGUGCCUUGUUCUGAGGGCCCUGGGGCCGGGGGAGCCAGUGGGAGUCCACAGGCCUCUCCAAGACUCCAGGCAACCUGGCUCGGCCUGCUCAUGCCCACUCAUCCUGGCAGCCCAUGGGAGGGGGGAGGGGCUGUUGGUCUGAAGUGGCCAACAAGGCCCAGUCCACUGGGAGGAUUUCCUUGGGAGGUAAAGGAGACUGGCUCACUGUCCCCUGCAGCUGCUCCUGGGAAAGCUAUGCCUUGGCCGAGUGGAUGUAGGCCUCCCACAAAUUCCUUCCAGCCUGGUUCAUGGCUGGAAGCAGGGGAAAACUGAAGGGUUGAGGGGCGGAGGGUAGGGAUGUCCCGCAGACAAUUAGCCACAAGCAUGCCCACACAGCUGGCAGCUGAUGGCUGGAAGGCAGGGGCUGGAAGGUGUUGAGUCUGAAGAAAAGGUAGGAGUUGUGUGAAGGCGGAUGAUGCUACAUUCCCCCAGGAUCCUGGAGCGUUUUCACAGGGAGGACUCUCGCCUCCUCCUCCCCAAAGCUGUCCUCACCAGGGGUUUCCACAAGGGAAAACUGCAGCAGGUAAGGCUGUAGUCUUCCUGCCCUUGGAGGGGUCAGCUGUGCUUAAAGGGGCCAUUUCUGCCCUGGUGCGGCCCAAAGCCCGGCUGCCAACCUGCUCCCUGCCAUAACCCUUCUCCCCGCCACCGCCCCCUAUACUCACCUCUCCAACCCCACCCCCAGCAUGGACCUUCCACAGAUUCCCAGCCCCAAGCCAAAUGUGUCUCCUUAAAGGAUGGAGAAACCUUCCCUCUGCCUCUGAGAAUAGAGGACCGGCUGACCUGGGUUCUAUGCUAGGCUUUGCCUCCAGCUGCUGUGGGACCCACGACAGUCAUUUCUCUUCCCUGACCUCAGUUCUCUCACCCACACAGUGAGCAGGUUGGACUACACAAGCAGUUUUCAGAAUAUUUUUUUUAGAUGUGAAAUUACUUUUGUUAUACAAACUGUGCAACCCCAGUAUAAAAACUAGAUUCAAAGGGAGUCACUCUGGUUGAAGAACUCUGAAUAGGAACUCAUUUGAAUAGGUAUGUUUUUAUGUUGCUUUUUUGAAAAAUAAAACUAAUCCCUUGA